CACCGAUUCAAACUUCACCUAGUGGCGGAAAAUUUGCCUGGCUUUCGUAUAGUGUCGGAAGUUAGAGACGAAAGUAGAAAGUCUCACUCCCAAUCUAUGACGUAAUGUCUGGGUCGAGCUGUUUAAAUGUGAGCGAGUUAACGAGUAAGGAAUCACUCUUCGCUACAGCUCGCGCACUUAGCUUCGCAGUUGUAAAACAUCCACAGAUUUGUAAUAGAACUUGGUGUUCUCAUGGAGACCAAAGACGAAAAUGUAAGUUCAAAUAUUCAAUUUAGAUUCCAAAUAUUCCACGAAACCUUCGCUUCACCUUCGAGAGCUCAUCGUUGUCUGCUUAUUUCCAAGCAUGAUUGAAUUGCAUUGCGAUCAGGCUUGCUUGGUGCUUAUGAUAUAGUCAAAUCGAUUAUGUCUUUAACCCGUUUCCAACACGAGCAACUGAACCACUUAAUUCCGGUGAAAAUCUACAUAUUUCGUAAAUUAUUGGCUUUUAAAAUAUUUAUUUCUCUUGUAGAUUGGAAAUUGAAAGGCUCGUUUUGGACAACUACGCUCUUGGACAAAUGAAAAUGAGAUUUUAAACCCAAAAACAGUCUUUUAUAGUUGUCGUAGAUCGGCACCACUGUACCUCAUGGCAUGACCUGAUAGACAAAAUUUGCUCAGCGUGCCUCUUGUUGUGGAGAUGAUCCCACCACAUACUAAGGAGGCAGAAUAGGGGGGGGGGGGGGGGGGGGGGGGGAUCUACGAAAGACUAGCAUACCACCUAAGCGAAGAGAAGGGGAUGAGCUCAACCCAGAUCGGUCACUUGGCUUUUAAACACCCUUUGACUCCAAAUCUCCCCCCUCCCCUCCCCUCCCCUCACCUUAGUACCCCUCUAAACUCUUAUCUGUUAAAUCUACAGUUGUCCCUAAGCUAUUUUCCUGCAAUACCUUUGCCAAAUGGCAAUGUAUGCAAUUAAUGACGUAUUUACCCCAUAGCAGACGAAUAUGAAAAUCUUUGACCACAGUGACAGAGAAUGGCACACUACAGAUAAUCAGCUUUACUCUCGCAACGAAGAAGGACAAGCUCCAGGUCACUACAUGUGGGUGAAUGGUAGAACUGUUUUAUCAAAUGCAGUCAGUGAGAACCAAAAAAGUAAGUCUAUCAAUAAAUAUACCUAUAAUCAAAACAACAGAAAUAAUGGGACCUACGCAACAAUCAAAAUAGUCGCCACCUUGGAAUAGCAUCACAAUAUUUAACCCUUUGAGCCUAAGGGAUGACUUUCAUCUAAUUUUCUCACUAUGAAAUCACACCUGAAUCACACACCACGGUCACAAGAAAAAGAAACAUUACUCUUGUCCAAAAAGACAAGUAAGUAGAAAGGAAAGUUUCUUGCCCUGUAUGCACCAGUUAAUAUAAUAUUAGAAUGGUUUACUAAACAAGUGUCUUGUUUAUCACUAUGCUUUUCAACAGCUCAUUUUAAGAUCCACACUGUCGUGGAGCUUGACGAAAACAAGAAGUCUCAUCAAGUUGUCAUUUUAGAGCAUAAAGGUGGUAGUGUUGUGGCCAUAAACCAGGAUGAUGACACUGUCAUUGCUAAGGUAUGAUGGCAGAAAAUUUCCUGUUAAUAGUUGCAUGUCAGGGCUAAAUAAAAAAUGAAAAAAACCAAGUGUGUCCUUGUCUUGGACAUUUUUUUAUGGACUUAUCGAAUGAGCAAGGAUCUUACUCACUCACCCAGAAACUCAACGCAGAAAACUGAACAGAUAUUUCUGUAUGUCCCAUUCUGAAUUUGCUGUGCCAUCAUCAACCAUAACACGAUACAAAUCUUGAGCUUAUAAUGUAAUUGCUAAAUGAUAGCCAAGGAUAAUCUUCAGACAUAGACUGUACGUUGAGUGGAGACUCUACUUAAAAACCAGGGGGUAUUAACCCUUUACAUCCUAACAUCAGUAUGCAUAUUCUCCAUACUGUUCUCUAUACAUUUCCUAAGGUGCUGACAAGGAGAAUUUGUUUAAUGAUCACGAGCAUCUUGACAUUGUUAUUAUUCCUUUAUUCUUACGACCUCACUCUUAGGAGUUGAGAAUUAACAGGGGGCCCUGGUGACUUUGGAAUGCUCAUAUUAUAUGCUAACAUUAUACUUCAGUCACACGCAGGUGUUUAGAUGUAGGAAUUUUUAAGGAAGAGGGCAGGGGAGGGAGUGGGGAGAGUGCAAACAACUGUGCUCUAUUUGAAUUUAGGAUUAAUGUGCCAUAUUAUUAUGUUGCAUAUUACAAAUUAUUUAUUUUUGAAUAUUACAGAUAGAGUACUUUACUGAAAAGGAAUGUUCUAGGUGAUGACAUGCACAUUGACAACUCAGUCGGAGUCUGGUGAUGACCUUCUGUGCAAAAGCUAACCCCUUUAACUCUCAAGAUCUGAUUGUUAACUCUCCUGUCCAGCUGCUACAUAUUUUCUUGUAAAUCAGUCAUGAGAAUUUGGUGUGCCAUUAAGAUAACAAUUUCUACCUAAUAAGUUUGAGUCUUCUAGUUACCUUAUGGACAUGAUAGGAAAAAGUUGCAUACUGAUAACUUCUGGGAGUUAACGGGUUAACAAUGAACUCCAAUGAGGCGGUCAACAUCAGCCAUUGUCACCAACAGCAGUCAUUUCCGAACGUGCUCUGACUCAGAGUCUGACUACUCUUGUCCACAGGAACUUCCUAAACCUCUAAGCCAAAGCAACUCCCUUGAAGAAGUUAAAAAAGACAAUCCUGAGGUGUUAUUUUACAAGGUGGCUAGGGAAGAAGACAGUGAGCUGUUUUACUUCAAGUCCUACCUUAAAGAUAAGCAACGCUUCCUCGGCUUUGAUCAGGAAGGAAAUCCAAUGAACACCUCCCAAGUACAACCGGAUCAGCUGGAAAGCUGGUUUUCUGUAUUUUAAAGUCUCUUGCAACUGCAAAACUAAAGUUGCAGUUUACAGUUGAAGUAAGAGAUAUUUUCCAAACAGUAAAUUCUGGUAAGGAAAUUGUUUCACUUAGGUUAAGCUAAUGAUGUCAUGCAGUGUAAGUUUGAAUACAAAAUUCAUGAAGUUUAGCAUGAUAAGACAUUUGUUUACUGUCUGUUUUAAGAUGAAAUUGCUAUCAAAAUGUAAUUUUAUACAUGUUUUAAAAAUAUUUUCAUAAAAUAGGGAUUAAAUCCACAGAAAGUUUUACAAAAUUUAUUUUCAUAAUGAAUAUCACUUUGAUGCCCAAGUAACCUCAAAACGAUUAAUUAGAGAUGAAUUUUUAAGAAAAGUGACAGUCUUUUGGCUAAUAGUGAAUUAAGAUUCAUAAUGAAUUUAGUACGUCGUAUCCUCUUAAAAGUUUCAUAAUAUUUCACAGCAUUUGUAGGAGAUAUUUCAUUUUUCUAAUGAUUUUCCUUUGUUAACGGUAUCGGGACUAUUUUAAAAAUAGAAAAACCCUCUUUUCAGUUUCUUUAAGAUCUGCAUGUAGCAAAAUGGUUGUGAACAUGUUGCUAACAAUCUUAAAUAAAUAUUUCAUUGGAAAUUAAUUUGUAAUUUGCUUUAUAUUGACAUCAAUCGAAUUAAACAUUCUGUGGCAGAGAGACAAAAAGGCGGAGAAGUACCUAAUGAGAUCUUAGGAGUGAAAGGGUUAAUCACGCACUGUUAAUUGUUUAAAUUUAAGUAUGGUAAACAUUUGUUUGUGUACGAUUAUGCGACAUUUGUAAAGAUACAGCUGUUUUAUUAGUAUUUCAUUUGUUCAGUUUACAUUUUGUCCACGUUAUGUGUAUCUCCGGUUUACGGUCAUUUCGUUCCGUGGUCAGAUCGUCCCACAAAAUAGUAAGUUCGUUCCACAUAUAAAAUAUAUACUUUCUAAACGUGUAAAUGUGAUCUGAGUACAGAGUAGCGAUCGGAACAUAGACGAAAGUAUUUUCACAACUAUUUACAAAACAGUGAGAGCGCCGUAUGUUAAUUUCAGUGUGCAUUGCAGAGCGAUGUAAGAAUUAUUCACAUAUUAGCGAGAGCUUAUGUUAGUUUUCUGUACGUC
This is a messenger RNA of Pocillopora meandrina, 3985 nucleotides long. The record is from the annotation of a GenBank genome assembly. NCBI's taxonomy places the organism in Eukaryota, Metazoa, Cnidaria, Anthozoa, Scleractinia, Pocilloporidae.